AGCUAUAAACCGCUACCAUUAGCUGCGAUGUGAAAGUUAGCUUCGUGGUGGUGAAAAAGCAUGGGAGCUGCUGGAUUGUUUAAUCACCCCAUAAUGUUAGCAACAGAGGCGUUGUUAUGGCUAUAGCAGUGAAGCUGCAGCUGCUGGGCUAACGCACCUCCGUUUUGUUUUUAUAUAAUCAGAUACGAGCCCCGGACAUCCCAAACCUCACUGUAGAACAUAAUAUCGCCCUUGUGCCAAGCAAGCUAACUUUAGCGUUAAUUUGUUUUUGGCAACGUUAUUAGCGUAGCUCCAAACUACUCCUAUAGUUUCUCUGUGACAGCCAUGUUAACCAGGUUGUUGGUAGCUCUAGCCCCCUGUAGCAUUUACGAGACUAUUUUUAUUUAACAAUAGCUUAUCUGAUGAAUAUGAAAUAUCAUAUUAAUCUGGAUACGAGUUCACUGGAUUCGUCAACAUUGCUCGCCCACUUGCUAGCAAUAUUAGCCUUUAGCUAGGUGCUAUCACAAGUUGUGUGCCGGAACUGACAAGGUGUAACAAUUUGUAGAAACGGUAUAUUUCCAUGCGUGUGUUUAGCUGUGAUAGUAAUAAUACGGAAUGGCAAUUUUUUGUAUACAUUUGGUCUCCUCGUUUUUUGAAAGGCACUGGUUGUAGAGUGAUGCGAGAGAGCCACUCGCGUAACGUUAGCACAUAGCAGUUACUGGGUUUAUCGUUAACUUCUACAGUUCAUACAUUUAUUUUACUUAAGUGACACACUUGUGUGUUAGUAUCUAACUCCGUUUGAUAUUUCAAAGACUUUAAAACGAGUGUUAUGUACUAAAAGUUGAGGACUUCCUGUAAGAUGCUUCUAGCUAACGAUAGCUGUCUGUUUAACGUUAGCUAGCCAGCAAGUUUGACAGCAGGUUCCUAAAAAGGGAUUCAGUUAUGAAAACACAUGAACCCCAGUCAGGGCAACUGCGAUGCUUAUUUGUGCGUCAAUUAAAGGUAUUUAAAAAAAAAAAAAAACAUGAAAAAGUAAUUAAUUAUGCGAUUAUUAGCAUGGCAUAUUCUAGCUCAGUGGUUUCUCCACCUUUUCAUGUCAAAACUACAGAAGUGAUGACAGGCUAUGAACUGUGUUUUAGUUGAGGUGCAGCAAUUAGACCCACUGAGCUCAGAAAUGUUUCGGGCUAAAUAAUGUAAAUUUACUCACUUUCUGCUGAUGUGUAAACCUGUGUUAGAUUGUUCAUACAAAAAAAAAAAAAAAUCUCUCUCACUUAUGAAGUUAAAACUGCACAUCAUUUACUGUAGGACCAUCCCAGAGCCUUGUUUGGGACCCUUGGGCAUCCUUGGCCACUGUUUGGGAGCCGCUGUUCUUGCUUGUUCCUGGCAGUUGAUGUUGCCACAGAGUUGCAUCAGCUGCACCAUCCCUGCAUGUGUUUACUGUGUUGUGAUAGCUAUUUCACCAUUUUGGCUACUUUGGCUCCAAAUUGUACAGACGGUUACAUGUGCCAGAAAAAGAUGACUUUUGAAACUUUAACAAGGGUCAUGUUCUUUUAAAAACUUGUGCUUGAUACCCCUUUGUUAUAAUUGAUAAAAAAAAGAUUUAGUUUUUAUUAAGUAUAUGUAUUUUCUUUACCUUUUUAUCUAAAGAAUUUGUUAGGAACUGGAAUCGGAUAGGUUGUUACACAUCACAAAGUAUUACAGUAUGGUUACUGAUUGACAGCACAGUUCCCUCUUUUAUCAUCAGCUCUGGUUGUAAAAGGCUGUGUUGCAGUAAUCUGUUCAUCCACAUCGAGCUUGGACUAAUGGGCUUCACUGAUCAGAGGGGCAUGCUUUCGCAUUAUGCAAUUAUGACACUGAAUGCAGUCAUCUUACGGAGAAUUGAGCCCGAAGCUCUCUGGAAUGUUUUUGGAUAUUGGUGUAGUUUUUGUUUUGCAGUAAUUCAUGUGUAGAUAUAGAUGAGGCCUGUAAAUGUAUUGCAUGAUAGAGAAAGUCGCUUAUUAUGUCAUUGGAAUCUGUAAACCCUGGAGAUGCCUUCAAGCUGGGCAUUUUGGGAAGUGUAGAGAAGAGGUCCCUGGAUGCCCCCCGGCGCACUGUCCUCCGCCGCCCAGUGCUUCCCAAUGGCCGGGAGUUGACCCCGCCCACCAGGAUGACGCUGCGCGAGCAGCUGAGAGAGAAGAUCUCGGCGGCCUUCUACCGCCACGGGCUGCUGUGCGCCUCCUACCCAGUGCCCAUCAUCCUCUUCACCUCCGCCAGCAUCCUCACCUGCUGCUAUCCGUUAUUGAGGCUUCCCCUGCCUGGGACGGGUCCUGUGGAGUUCACCACAGGGGUGCGAGACUACAGCGUCCCUUCCCAUGAGCCUCAGGGAGACCUCGGAGAACGGCCCGACUGGUAUCGGGGUCCUCCGGUCGCCUACAUCCAGCAGGUGUUGGUGAAGGCAGCCGUGUCUCCGUGGGACAGCAGCCUGGUGCCAGUGGACGUGUUUCGGUCGCCACUGGGUCGAGUCUUUAGCCUGCUGGAGGAGAUCCGUAACCACGUCCACGCUGACAGCUCCGGGGUUCGCAGUCUGGAGACGUUAUGUCUCCAGGUGACAGACCUGUUUCCAGGGUUACGGCGGAUGCAGUCUGUGCUUCCAGAGCACGGCUGCCUGCUCGUCUCUCCCGGCAACUACUGGCAGAACCAGCGGGAGCUGUUCGACUCGGACUCCGACCUCCUCAAGACCAUCCAGAAGCACGAACCCAAAGGCCUGCACACCUCGGCCACACUGCGAGACCUGCUGUUUGGCGUCCCUGGGAAGUACACAGGCGUCAGUCAUUACAACAGGAAGAGGGUGGUGACGUACACGAUCACUGUGGUGUUGUCCAGUUACGAUGCGAGGUUCCUGAGCAGCCUGCGGGCGCGCCUGAAGCAGCUCCACCCGUCGGCCAACUGCAGCCUGAGAGACGACCACAUGGUUCACGUCCACUUCAAGGAGGAGAUCGGCAUCGCUGAGCUUAUCCCGCUCGUCACCACAUACAUCAUCCUUUUUGCCUACAUCUACUUCUCAACACGUAAGAUUGACAUGGUGAAGUCUAAGUGGGGUCUGGCUCUGGCUGCUGUGGUCACGGUCCUCAGCUCUCUGCUCAUGUCUGUGGGGCUGUGCACACUGUUUGGACUGACACCCACACUCAAUGGAGGGGAGAUUUUUCCUUACCUGGUGGUGGUGAUCGGCCUGGAGAACGUCCUGGUCCUCACAAAGUCCGUGGUCUCCACACCUGUUGACCUCGAGGUCAAACUCCGCAUUGCUCAGGGCCUCAGUAAUGAGAGCUGGUCUAUCAUGAAGAACAUGGCCACUGAACUGUGCAUCAUCCUCAUCGGAUAUUUCACUCUGGUGCCAGCUAUCCAGGAGUUCUGUUUGUUCGCUGUCGUGGGGCUGGUGUCUGACUUCUUCCUGCAGAUGUUCUUCUUCACCACAGUACUAUCUAUAGACAUCCGCCGCAUGGAGCUGGCUGACUUGAACCGCCGCCUGCCGGCCGAAGCGGGGCUGCCUCCGCCCAAGCCGGGCCCGCUGCGUACACGCGAGGUGCCCCCUCCACCGCGACCCUCCCCCCACACGAUCACCCUGCAGACCCCGGCCUUCAGGAACCUGAGGCUCCCCAAGAGGCUGCGCGUGGUGUACUUCCUGGCCCGCACUCGCCUGGCUCAGCGGAUCAUCAUGGUUGGCACGGUGAUCUGGAUCGGCAUUCUCGUCUACACCGACCCAGCCGGGAUCCGCACCUACCUGGCCGCGCAGGUAUCUGAGCAAAGCCCUCUGGGAGAUCCGGGAGGGGGCGGCCUGCCUCCUCACCUGGGUGUGGCCCCCGUCUUCCGUGGAGGAGAUCCCACCAGCACCCUCAGUAUCCACCCCGCGCCGGAUCCGACUCCCUUACCCGAGAACCAAUCACAGGGCCACCAUGGCUCGGCCAGGGCGGGGCCCCUCCCCCAGCCCCCGCCUGCGGUGCCUCAGAUCGCCUGGGGGGCGGAGGACGAGGAGGGUUGGAGGAGACUGUCCUUCAGGCACUGGCCGUCACUCUUCAGCUACUACAACAUCACUUUAGCCAAGAGGUACAUCAGCAUCCUGCCCGUCAUUCCCGUCACCGUUCACCUGAGCCCCCAGGAGGCCGUCGAGACGCGCCACCCUCAGGACACGAGACAUCCUCCGCCAUCCAUUCCCAAAGUGUCUGCAGAUCUACAGACUGACCUCACCCUGUACAAGGUGGCAGCUCUGGGCCUGGCGGCGGGCGUCCUGCUGGUCCUCCUGCUCUUCUGUCUCUACCGCGUCCUCUGCCCGCGUAACUACGGACAGAACGGUGUGGCCCACGGGCGCCGGCGCCGAGGGGACCUGCCCUGCGACGAUUACGGCUACUCGCCGCCCGUCAGCGAGAUCUCGCCGCUGCUGUUGAGGGGCCACAGCAUGGACAUCGAGUGUUUGGCCAGCGACGGGAUGCUGCUGGCGAGCUGCUGCCUGGCCGGACAGAUCCGUGUCUGGGACGCUCAGACUGGGGACUGUCUGACCGUCAUCCCGAACCACGGGCUGAGGCGGAGCAGCAGCAGCAGCGGUGGCUGCUGGGAGCAGCGGGAUGGCUGGGAUAGCAUGAGCGGCGCCGCAGACCCCGAGGGUUUAGGCUCUGAGGGCUGCGACCGCUCCAUCGGCGGUGAAGGCCUAUCGGAGGACGAGGGCUACCCGCUGAGACGCCGCACCGCUCCCGCCCGGCCCACCCUGUUCACCGACCAGCCCGAUCUCACCCCGCUCAUCGACACCAACUUCACCUGUCAGCCGCCUUCGCACCUCUCCACGCCACCCAGGACAGGGUUUGACUUUGGAGGUCUGGUGGAGCGCGCCUACAUGGAGCACGAGCCCCCCUCGCCCUCUGCCUACCCCUCUCCUUCCUCAGCCUCUUCCUCGCCACCCUCAGGAGCUAAACUCCAAAGAAGACCCAGCUUAGGGGACGCCGCCGGCCCCUUAACCCAGGAGAGGGCCUCUUCAGCUGGGACGCAGGCGACGGCGGACUGGGAAAGCUCCGUCUGGGCCAUGGAGCUGAGAGGAAAUCUGAUAGCUGCUGGGAGGAGCAGCGGUAAACUGGAGCUGUGGGAUGCCGUGGAGGGGUCGUUACGUUGCAGUAAUGAAGACGGCGUCUCGGGGAUCACGGCUCUGGCCUUCCUCAACAACAGAAUCGUAGCGGCUCGACUGAACGGGUCUCUAGAUUUCUUCACUGUUGAGAUAAACAAACCUCUGGGUCUGCUGCAGUACAGAGGUGCCCCUGGGCGGGGCAGCAUGCCUCCGUCUCCCUGUUACAGCAGCGAGGAUGUGAUCAGCCUCCAGCUCACGCGCUCCAUACAGUGCGCUCACCAGAAGCCGAUCACGGUGCUGCGAGCGGCCGCCGGGAGGGUCGUCACCGGCAGCCAGGACCACACAGUCCGGGUUUAUCGUCUGGAGGACUCGUGCUGCCUCUUCACCCUGCAGGGUCACUCUGGAGGGAUCACAGCCAUCUACAUAGACCAGACGAUGGUUCUGGCGAGCGGCGGGCAGGACGGCGCCAUCUGCCUGUGGGACGUCCUGACUGGGAGCCGCGUCAGCCAUGUUUACGGUCACCGUGGCGACGUCACCUCGCUGGUCUGCACCACCUCUUGUGUCAUCAGCUCAGGACUGGAUGACCUCAUCUGUAUCUGGGACCGCAGCACAGGGAUCAAGCUCUACUCUAUACAGCAGGAAGUGGGAUGCGGGGCCAGUCUGGGAGUGAUCUCCGAGUCCCUCCUGGUGACGGGGGGCCAGGGCUGCGUCUCCUUCUGGGACCUGAACUUCGGGGACCUGCUGCAGACGGUCUACCUGGGCCAGAGCAGCGACGGGCAGGGCGUCCGGCAGCUGCUGGUGCUCGACAACGCCGCCAUCGUCUGCGACUUCGGCAGCGAGCUGAGCCUGGUGUACGUGCCCUCGGUGCUGGAGAAACUAGACUGAGGGAGGGAUGGACGGCAAAGGUCGAUGAUGAUGAUGAUGGUGGGAACACUCACUGAAAAAAAAAAACAUGCAUCAGAACAUCCUUUUCCUCUUCAUCAUUUCUACUUUCCCACUUUCUUUUGCUUUUUUUUUUUUUUUGUUGUUGUUGUUGUUUCUGACACCGGGACGAGACACGAUCAUUACACCGGUUUCUUUGUGCACAUGAGGCUUUUUUUUUUUUUUUUAUAAGGGUGAGAUGAUUUUAGUGCACGCCUGGAUGCAAUGAGGAAGGAAAAUCUGAACACUGUGCAACCUGCUGCAUUUUAUCGGACGGGGACCGGCCCUCGACACUGAUGAGCUGACAUUUAACGAGGGUCAUGAGGUCCGUUCAAGAAAAGCUGGAUGUUUCUCACCAGUCACCAGUUUGUGCUUUUCUUUUCUUUUCUUUUUUCUUUUUUGGUGUGUGUGUGUGUGUGCAGGCGUGUUUGUUUUUGUGGCUCUGCCCUCUAUGCUGCUGAUACGGGUGGGGCUUCACAGUAACCCCCCCACCCGCCCAGAGAGGAAGAUAAAACUGUCUCCUUAUUUUUUAAUAUUCCUGCUGCCUCGUUCGCUCGAGAGCAGCGACGGCGAGCUCGACGGGUUUACAAGCCUGUUGGGAUGAGCUGAGCAGUUAUACAUAAAUGUGUGUGUGUGUGUGUGUGUCUUGGAGAUUGAAUGAAUGAAUGAAUGAAUGAAUUUAGGCCCUUUUUUUAUGGCAAAACACUGCUGAGAACAAAAAAACUGAUUGGUUAUGAGUGAGAUGUGUGUGAGGGAGAAGUGAUGAUUACUGUAUAAAGUGAACCUCCAGCGGGGGCUGUUUUUAUAUGUAUAAAUCUAUUAUUUAUUAGCGGUACAUUUUUGAAUAACAGUUUGUUUAUGAAUGGCUAAUCCUGGCUCUUAAACGAGAAUUUAAUAAUGCGGAGAUAAAUGUAAAGAUGGUGAUUGUCUGGGUUGGGGCACUGGUUAUCAAAUGAUUAUUCGUAAUAUUGAACUGGAAACACUGAAGUGUUUGUUUUUGUGAGGUAGGGGGCUGAAGGGGGAGAGGUUCCUCCUUUGAUCCCAGCCUCGGCCUCUGAUUCUGGGGUUACUGAUGCUGUACGAGGGGCCCCCGUGUGGCCCCUCUCUCCCCCGUGUGCUACACCUUCAUCAGGCUACCUCCAUUUUACAAACUGCUUGAAUUUUUUGGACGACAAUAGCGACGUCACCCUGCACAGGCGUCGUGUUUACAUUGGCUACCGUAUUUUCUUUUUUUUUUUUAUAAAUUGUGCCCUUUAGAGAUUCUUUUAAAAAUAACGGUUAUCUACAACUGGUUCAACUUUUAACAGUUUCCAUUUUUGCUACAAACGGUGACAAAAACUUACUUCACAACGUCCAACAUCGGAUCUCACAGUGCGUUUUCGUCAUUAUUUUUGUCAUUACCAUGUUGUUGAUGCAGACUUGAGGAGCUGUCUUAAAAACCUGUUCACCUCUUUCUGCGGGGGGUCGGUGAAGAUGUGGAGGAAGGCAAGUCAGUUUAUCCACUGUACCCACAUAAAGACUUGGUGUCUCUUUAAGUGUAACAUAUAAUAUGCUCCGUGGUCCGGUUCUGUUAGACAGUGUUCAGAGAGAGAGGAGGGGGGGGGGUAUCAUUUGACAAAUUAACUACUGGAUUGGAUUAGAACAGCAAUCAUUAGUGGAUUAAUUGAUCUACAGGGAACCCAACUAUUUUGAUAAUCAGUUCAUCCUGCAGGUCAUUUUUCAAAUGUGACAAUUUGCUGCUUCUCCUUGUCUUACAUGGUAUUUCAAAUGUUUUUGGACUGCUGUGCUUUAGUAAAUUGUGAUGGAAAUUUUCCGCUGUUUUCGGAUGUUUUAAUAGAUCAAACAGAUUAGAACCCAACCGAUGCUGAAUUUUCAGGCCGGAUACCGAUUUCAGGGAGUAAAAAAAAGUUCCUACACGUGUGUGUAUGGCGUGUCGUCAGGAUAAGGAAGCAGUGCUCGACCAGUUGAAGCUAAAGAUAGUCUCUUAUAUAAACAUAUGUGCUGAUACUGAUAUAUCUGUGACAGUGAGUGUUAAACCCCUGUAACUUGUGGAAAUAUUUUCUAUCAAUUAGAAGAUUGCUAACUGACAUCCUCUAAUUUGCUAAUUCAGUUAGCGAGUUUCAUAAAAAAGGUUCGUCAGGAGCCGGUUUCACAAAGACAGACUAUAGUUUAGAUGUAACAAAUAGUCAGAUUUCAAGUAAAUGUCUAAAUUCAUCUGUUGCACAAAGCAGUUUAGACCUAGACCAUCUUAAGCUGGACUGUAGUACAAUGAAUUCUGGGUAAAUAAACAAGUAAAAAAAAAAAAAAAACGGCAGCUGAGCUCUGUUUACCCCAACAGAAAGUGUUUGUCUUCUGGAAGAAUUCAACAAUUACAAGGACGUUUUACUUGAAGAGUGAAACAAUAAAAAGAAAAAUCUGAUUUUGGUCUCUAAAAACUCUUUCCCUUCUCUUUGCUCUCUUCAUAACGAUGUUAGCAAACCACAAAUUAUGAGCCAUGUUUUCCUUUAUUUUGUCGUUGAGUGCUCCUGGUCAGUGGCGGUGUCAUUGCUUGUUACCAUGGUAACAUUGGGGCCUGAGUUAGCCUGGGGGAAAAGCUGUCUAAUGUUUUUUUUUUAAGUUUAAAAUUAGUCUGUCUUUAUUUUUGUGAUGCGACCAAUUUAAGACCGGACCAACACAACAGACCAGUCUGAAAUAUCUUUGUGAAACUGGCCCCAGAUGAGAUAAAAAUGAACUACUCAUGGUGUAAUCCAAACUGCACGUCGUUAGAUCUUAUUUAAGUCGGUGCCUGAACUUCACCUCCUCCCUCUGGUAACCUGCUGAGAGAGUGUAAUCCUCCAGCUUUAAGACUUCUCCCUGUUUGACACCAACAACAUCCAGAAUGUAUUUUCUCCAAAUCAUCCACCAUCUACUGUAUCUGCGUCUGUUGAAUGUAGUCCCCAGAAGGUGUGACCAACAAACCUGUUCAAAAAAAAAAAAACAAAACAAAACAAAAAACAGCGACUAAAUCCUUCACAGUAUCGCAUCGCAACACUAAUUCAAUGCACUGUUAACCCUCUCUGACGCAUAUGCUCACACACACUUGGCACAAAUGCGAACAUCAGCUUACGCACAGGAAACGUGGACGUACAACAAGUAGACAUGAAAACCAAGUUCACACUGAUGAGGGUCACAGGUCUGGUUUCACAGGGAUGCAGCAUGGACUAGUUUCUGUUCUGCACAAAACAAGCAGCUGAAAACGACAACUGUUGACCUGCAGUGUCAGUAUUCACAUUGUAUACGUUUAGAGAUACCGUUCAUUCAGCAGGAAGCAGACCUGUGAUCUCCCUGGCUCUGUAACCGUGUUAAUGUUUUAGCUUUGUGUUUUCUGUUGUUAACGGUAGUCGAGAGAAUUUUAGAAACGGAAAAAUGUGUAGCUUUUAGAUUUUGCCUUUUCAAACUUCUUGUUUUCUAGCAAUGUGAAUUUGAGUUCAAGCUAAAGUUAGACACUUUGGGGAAAAAAUGUUUUUAUCUACUUCCCGGGAGAGAGUUUAACGAGGAGAUCAAAACCACGCUGUGAUACAAAGCUAACGGUUCCAGGUAGCAGCUGGUAGGUUAGCUUAGCACAAAGACCAGAAACAGGAGGACACAGCUAGCCUCUGUCUUUGCCUCAUGUAUAAGUAUUCAUUCAGCUCACAGAGGUGACAACUGGUUUCUCUAAAAGAUAAUUGACUUAUCUAAUGUUCUUAAAGUGUUUUCAGAAUCCUCAAAGACUCUUCUAAUCAUCUGGAUGAAAAAAUAUUAAGUCUGCUGCUCGACAAUAAAGAUUUUUAACUCCCAAGUUACAAUCCUGUGUCCUGGCCAAGCAGCCAAUGAGCAGCCAUCUUUGUUUUGGUCAGGAAACGGCGGCACAGAGUUAAAAAUCUUUUCUUUUCUUUUUUUAUCACAGCAGCAGACUGAAUAUUUUUUCAUCCAGAUGAUGAGAAGUGUCUUUGAGGAUUCAAGAGAUGACUUCUGAACAACUGUAAGAGCUUUUAAAAUGACGUUGACCAAAUGACCAAACAUCACUGGUUAGUUAUCCUUUACAGAAACCCGGACAUGAAUAUAUGCAGAUACAUGAGAGGCACUAACUGGGGAUAGUAAACAGCUAGCUCGGCACUGUUGAACGAACUCUAAUUAACCUAACAGAGCUUUCAUUUGUUUAAUUAAUACAAAACCUGAAGUGUAAUAUUUUAUUUUUAUGUUUUACAGGGGUUAUAUAAUGGACUUUUUCUUGGUCUGACAAGUUGCCAGGCAACUGUAACGUUAUUAGUCGCAGCCAAGAAUUAGCCAAGCACAAAACUGCAAAUUCUCAUUUUUACAUUUGAGAGUUUAUUCAAAUUAAAGCAGCAUGUUAGCAUUUAGAAUAGCUACUCUAGCUGUUUUCCUGUUUGUAGUUUUUGUUAUUCACUUACCAGCAGGUGUUACACUAUUUUCUGUUAAAGGCUGACUGCAUGGAUGUUACUCUGGUGGUUGGAAUUACUGACAUCAGUCAAAGUACAUGACAAUAUUUAGUUUCCAGGCGCAGUAGGUUUCUGACACAGGUCUUCAGAACUUGUGACUGUUAUUCUGCUCUGCUGCUAUUGACCUAUACCUGGACACUGCUGCAUUCAGUACUUACCAGGUACGUGAGAUUUCUCUCACCUUCGUGAAAGACUGAGUAACACCACACAGCUCUGUCAGGGGUCAACAGAAGCACAGCAGAACGAAGGUCAAAGUCUUCAGAACUUGUGACCCUAAUGUGCCUGGAAAUUGUUGGUCUCCCUUCCCACCAGGUUCACACACUGAAUAUGCAACAACCACGUGUACAGAGUAACAUCCAUGUAGCAGCGUCCAUGAAUAUGGUGUCACACUGGCUACAACUUCAUAUGACGCAAGAGUGCUGUCAGUCUUCUCACCCGCUGAACUCUGUCUGCUAGAAAGUGAAUAAAAUAAUUUCCCUAAAUGUUAAACUAUUCCUUUAAAGGAAGGAGGGAGGGUCGGUGUAGCAAUUUCAAUUGAAUCUUAGCUUCUUAUGAAUGUUUUGGUUCAUUGCAUAUGGACUUGGCCUUGUAACAAUCCAUAUCCAACAGUACUUUGUGAGGUCAUGAAUACGGUUUUCCCAGUUUAUUGAAGUAAACCAUGCUUGUUGUUGCUGUUCAGGAUCAAACAUACCUUUUCAUCCUGUUGCUUUCACUCGUGCAGCUCUCACUGCACCAUAUCAGGAGUCUGUGGUUGCAGCCUUGACCUCCGUUUCUCCUUUUGAGUUGUUAAAGCAGGGAAGAAAAAAAAAAGGAACGAUUGUGUGGCAGCAUCUUCACAAUAAAAAGGCAGAAAUCAGAUAUUUGAACACAUGGUGGUCCACAUCUGAUCCUCCACCAGCUGCCUGAACCAGGAGAAAUCAUAGUCCGUGUUAUUUCUCACGGUUUAGACCUCGGUCAGGAAAAUCAGAGCUGUGACCAAAACAAUAAAUAAAUCUAUAACUCCCCAUGUCUGCUCCUUUCCCCCCCUCCAGCCUCCUCCCUUCAUUGGCAGGCUACAAUCUACGCAGGAUGUAGUAGUGGAGGUAACUUAUUUACUAUUUUGUAACACAAAAAAGCGCAAGACUUUGUACUAAUUUUCAAAUAAAGAGGCUUUGAUACCACA
This is a messenger RNA of Seriola aureovittata, 11626 nucleotides long. It is a transcript of the gene scap, whose product is annotated as SREBF chaperone. Bases 1979 to 5950 code for a protein of 1323 amino acids. The transcript has 23 exons. Gene Ontology annotation, molecular function: protein binding; sterol binding. The record is from RefSeq and is a predicted model, not a curated record. Gene Ontology annotation, cellular component: Golgi membrane; endoplasmic reticulum membrane. Lineage: Eukaryota; Metazoa; Chordata; Actinopteri; Carangiformes; Carangidae. Gene Ontology annotation, biological process: SREBP signaling pathway.